Sporothrix schenckii 1099-18 is the source of this 234-nucleotide messenger RNA. RefSeq lists its product as uncharacterized. The record is from RefSeq and is a predicted model, not a curated record. The coding region runs from base 1 to 234 and encodes 77 amino acids. The transcript has a single exon. NCBI's taxonomy places the organism in Eukaryota, Fungi, Ascomycota, Sordariomycetes, Ophiostomatales, Ophiostomataceae.
AUGGUCAGAUGUCUUUUGCAGUCCAUGUUUAUCUGCUGCGGCGCACCUGCCGUGGUAAGGCUGAGUGUCCUCGGCGUCAUUGCACUCCCCGCACUUGUCGAUUUGCGGACUCGCUCUACUGCAGCUCCAACGCACCUUCCUCGAGACUCGACGCUUUGCGCCCAACAGCUCGUUCGCUCUUUCCAUGUCGCGUGUCGUCUCCUCACAAAAGGCAUCAACACAAAUCACACGUAG